This is a messenger RNA of Physcomitrium patens, 1545 nucleotides long. Its product is annotated as protein disulfide-isomerase like 2-1. Lineage: Eukaryota; Viridiplantae; Streptophyta; Bryopsida; Funariales; Funariaceae. Gene Ontology annotation, molecular function: protein disulfide isomerase activity. Gene Ontology annotation, biological process: protein folding. The record is from RefSeq and is a predicted model, not a curated record. Gene Ontology annotation, cellular component: endoplasmic reticulum.
CCUGUUCCGCUUGAUGUUUGCUCGAAGAGGGAGUUGUAGGUCGAACCAAAGCUCGCUCUCAGGGUUUGUGACCAGAUCGCUCCCGAACCAUGACGACCUCCCGGAUGCUCAGCGCUUUGGCCGCCCUGACGGUAUUGUUGCUGUGCGUGUCCUCGUUCUCGCAAGCUGCGGAUGAGCACGUCACCGUGCUCACGGAGUCCAAUUUCGAACAACAUGUUGGCGGUGACAAGGGCGCCCUUGUGGAGUUUUACGCGCCUUGGUGUGGACACUGUAAGAAGUUGGCUCCCGAGUACGAGAAGCUUGGUGAAGCACUUACGGGCCAAAAAAGCGUUUUGAUUGCGAAGGUGGAUUGUGAUGAUCACAAGUCGGUGUGCAGCAAGUACGGGAUCCAGGGAUUUCCUACAAUCAAGUGGUUUCCUAAAGGAUCCUUGGAGCCUAAAGACUACAAUGGUGGUCGCACUACGGAUGCACUUUUGGAAUUCGUAAACAAUGAAGCGGGUACUAAAGGAAAGGUUUCUACACCUCCUUCAGAAGUUGUGGUACUCGACCCGACGAAUUUUGAUAAGAUCGUUAUGGAUACUACGAAAGAUGUCCUUGUGGAAUUCUAUGCCCCUUGGUGUGGUCACUGCAAGAGUCUCGCCCCUGUUUAUGAGAAAGUUGCUGCGGCUUUUAAGUUGGAGAAUGAUGUUGUGGUUGCCAACGUUAAUGCCGAUGCUCACAGGGCUCUUGGUUCAAGGUUCGGAGUGUCUGGCUAUCCUACCUUGAAAUUUUUUCCCAAGAACAACAAAGACGGUGAAGAUUAUGAUGGCGGUCGUGAUGUGGACGCAUUUGUGACUUUCUUGAACAAGAAAGCCGGGACUGCCCGCACCUCUUCAGGAGGCUUGAGUAAUGACGCUGGGAUCUUGUCAGCCUUUGAUGAUAUCCUUACCGAAUUUUUCUCCGCCAAACCCGAGGAGCGUAGCGGUAUUCUUUCUAAGGGAGAGGAAACAGCUGUCAGCCUGGAAGGGAAAGCAGCCGGGUACGCAAAAGUGUAUUUGAAGGCUUUGAAGAGCAUCAUUGAUAAAGGUGAAGGAUAUGCAAAGAAGGAAGCAGAUAGACUCACUCGCAUUUUGUCCGGGUCCGUCAACCCAAGCAAGGUGGACGAGUUUAUAGUAAAGAAGAACAUAUUGUCAACUAUUGCUGAGAAACAAUGAAGGUUAGUCAGAGAGUUGGUAAUGAGGAAUCUUAAAAAAGAAGCUGCUCAAUAGAAGAUCAAAUUUUUUAAAUGUUUUGUCGUAGAUUCCUUCCCUGCUCUCUGGUAAACUUCAUGAGGAUAAUCAUUCAUGAGGUGGUGACACUCAUGAAUGUUUUGCAGGCUUGAUCUGUCUGCCCCGCUGCACUUAUUGGUGGUGAUGAGGCUAUCUCAGAAGUAUAGAUUUAGGUUUCCACGCUGGACUAGCCAGCAUAUCAUCUUUUGAAAUGGAGGAGCGACAUCCAUGCUAAUGUUCUGUAUCUAUUGAAGUUCUUUUGAAAUUGCAAGGACAUCCAAUACCGAUCUUGAGUGCA